AUGAGGCAGGCUGGAGCCAAUGGGAAUGCUCCUCACAAUGGUGAACGACCAUCACAGAGGGGACGAAAACUGAAACAGUAUGUACUUGAAGAAAAACUUGAUAUCAUUGAUUACGCUAAGGUUAUCGGCAAUCGAGCCGCAGGCAGAGAGUUCAAUGUUGCUGAGAGUUCCAUAAGGGAAUGGAGGAAGAAUGAACAACGACUGAGAUCGAUGUUCGAAACAACUCCAGAGCGAUCGAGGUUAGAUGGCGGUGGCAGGAGGCCGUUAAGUGAGGAUCUUGAGAAGAGUCUUUUGCUGUAUAUAGCGAGCAAAACAGCCACCGACUCCACACCUUUGACAUGGUAUAAAAUCAAGGAGAAAGCGAAUGAUAUUUGGAACGAAAUUUGUGAACGUGAUGGCGACCUGAAGGCGAAAGAGUUCUCAGCAAAUAUGGGCUGGGUGGCACGUUUCAUAAAACGCAACAAUAUUCUUCUUCCAGCGCCGUCCUCUCAAAAUAGCACCACCACCACCUCAGUUGAACGUAAUGAUUUGUUGAGUCGCUCAACUGAAACAUCUCUGAACAGGACAAUAACCAUGCCAAACGCUCCCAAUGGUCUUCUGAAUCAAGCCGAUGCUACUACCACAGUGAUAAGCGCCGCGCAGCAACAAAACACUCAAAUUGUAUCGCCGAAACGACGAAGGAAAAAUUUCACACCAAAGAAAUUAGUUGAUCACACUGUGAUCGACGCAGCAAUCGUGCCUCUAGGAACUGGCGUGAUCGAAUCCAAGGAUUUCUCAUCGCUAAUCGACGUCUCUGUGAUACCGCAAACAGCCGUUACGGUAGUGACGAUGUGCGAAGAGGAUGAGAAUAUAGACGUGUGCUUUUGA
Molecule: messenger RNA, 867 nt
Organism: Anisakis simplex (herring worm)
Lineage: Eukaryota; Metazoa; Nematoda; Chromadorea; Rhabditida; Anisakidae
Source: the annotation of a GenBank genome assembly